This is a messenger RNA of Durusdinium trenchii, 1469 nucleotides long. The record is from the annotation of a GenBank genome assembly. Lineage: Eukaryota; Dinophyceae; Suessiales; Symbiodiniaceae.
AAUGUUUUUUGCUCCAAAGCAGUUGUUUGGCAUAUCAUGCUGAUUUCUUGGCUGCGUCCUGGCCAUGCGGAAUAUUGCACUCUUAGAGUGGGGUCCAGCCUCGCUCUUCUACAUUCAGCCACGAGAGCUGAUCAAGGUGCUUUCGGAUGUGAUUCGGGUAGCAAUGUCCAAGACCCAGGGCACCGAGGUAAGAACCAAAUGGCUCGAAGGCGGACCAGUGUUACCACCCUUCCUCAGCACCAUGGAAGAGGCGAAGGCACAUGACCCAGACCUUACUGUGCGUUAUGCACUGAGCGCGUUCGAGGACCUGAACAGUGCCAUUAAGAAUUUGCGCAGAUGCUUCGGUUUCCCCUACCAGGAGUACAUCGGGUACAUGAACACACUCACUCAUCAGUACCGGACUCGCAGCGAACAUGAGGGGUUGAUUGACCGCAUCCGUCGCUGGGCGAUGUUCGGCAAUGUUGAUGCAGUGCUUUGGAUCGACUAUGCCAAAGCGAAUCAGCCACCGGGCUCCUUCAAGAUGGGCCCUCGCGAGUCACGGCCCUUUGGCCCCGGGCAUUUGCAGAUCUGUGCGGAGAUUCCCGAAGUGCUGCGUUUGGACGACGAUGAAUCUGAGGCUGCAUGGAGUGAAGAGGCCGAGGAAGAGAAACAUGCAGGUACUGCGCAUCACGGAAGCGAGGUUGCUCAGGUCAGUACCAUGGCCAUUGUGCCACGUGAGCCCGGCAACUUGAGACCACUACCUCCAAAGAGGCUGCCAAGACAGAUCCACCGGAUGCGACCCUCACACAUGCUGAUGCAGGCUGUGAGCAAAGCAGCGUCACCAGACAAAGACGAGGCCAUCGUAUCUGCGAAGAACGCGGAUGAUGGCCUUGACAGCCAAGACGUGCAGGACAAACUUGCUUCGAAGGCCAAGGCAGAACGCGAUGUGUUGCGAUUGCAGCUCCAAGAGGAAAUUGUUCCUGUCCCAGGCAGUAUCUACUCCCGCUCCAUUGUUCCUGGACCAGGCUACUACGGAGCCCCGAAGGCGCCAGGAGAAUCGAAGAAGGAAGCAGCCAGCUUUCGGCCGAAGGGUGUUAGCGCCUGGGAUCAGCUGCGAUUGAACGCCCAGUGGCUGCCUGGCCCUGGACAAUACGAGAAACAACCUGGAAUGACAGAGGAAAAGUUCUUCAACCCACAGUUGGGACGUUUCAACAAAGCACCAAAGCUCGUCAACAACCAGGAGGUUUUCAAGAAGCUUCCCUUCAUCUCCAAGUUGGCUUCCACUUGCGAGGGGUUUGGGCUUAGCUCGGACAACUUUCAUUGCGUCGACCCCAAGGAAGUGAAACAGCUUCCGCACUACACGAAGGAGCCUGCGUACUCCUUCGGUCGUACGCCCCGGCCCUUUUGAGGAGGCCAUGUAUUUAAAUGGUUUAGGUCGAUGGCAAAGAUUUGCCGAAGACUUUCUUCGAGAUGUCUCAUUCCAUCUACCA